This is a messenger RNA of Clupea harengus (Atlantic herring), 3373 nucleotides long. RefSeq names its product zonadhesin-like. The record is from RefSeq and is a predicted model, not a curated record. Gene Ontology annotation, cellular component: extracellular matrix. Lineage: Eukaryota; Metazoa; Chordata; Actinopteri; Clupeiformes; Clupeidae.
CUCACGAAGCAAGCCCAUGUGCCCCACUGCAAUGCCAGGGCAAAGGUGGUACCUUACUGCUGAUUGGCCACCACUGCAUCUCUCCCAGAGGAUUUAAGCCCAGCGCACAAGCACACCAUCAAGCUGUUAAGUCUCUGGGACUGGGACUCAGGUUUGCUUUAAACAGCCAUGAAGAUGAUGGGGAAACUUUCGUGCCUUGCUGUUUUGCUGCUUUGUGGGUUCUGUGCUGCUGAGGGAGAGAACGAGCAGCCACAGUCCUUAUGGCGUCACAAGAACAUCUACAGAAACAUGGGCAUCUGCUGGAUCAUGGGCAAUCCCCACUACCGCACCUUUGACAACCACUAUUACAACUUCAUGGGGAACUGUACCUAUGUCAUGGCUUCCAGUCAUUGCCAGAAUGGUGGUAACCUCCCUUUCUUUGAAGUGGAGGUCAGAAAUGAGAACCACCCAAAGUCAGAGAUCCCUGCUGUUGAGAUGGUCAUCAUCAAGGUCUAUGAGUACACCUUCACUAUUUACCGGACAGAAUAUGGAAUAGUGAGGUUUGAGGAUAACUACUGGAAUCUCCCAAUGAUACUGGGCAAUGAUAAAGUGAGGCUGAUUCUCAGUGGCAUGUCCGUCCUGCUGGAGACAGAUUUCGGUCUGACGGUGCAGUAUGACUGGGAGCAGUACCUGGUGGUCAUGGUGCCCGACAGCUUCAAAGGUAAGACCUGCGGCCUCUGCGGAAACUUCAACGGCAGGGAUGACGACGACCUGGCCCUGCCCAACGGCAGCCCUGCAGCCAGCGUGUCAGUGCUGGGGAAGAGCUGGAGGGUGUCGGGCGUGGCUGCCGAUGCCACCUGUCGGGACGAGUGUGACGGCGAGUGCGGAAAAUGCGAGGGCUCCUUCCUGGAGCGCCUUGCCGGGAAAGUUUUCUGCGGCCUCCUGGCGCAGGUGAUGAACGGGCCCCUGAGAGAGUGCAGCGCUGUCAUCCCGAAGAACAUCUACCACGACUACUGCAUGUAUGACGUCUGCAUGGGCAAGGGCAUGAAGAAGUUCCUCUGCGACACGCUGCACGUUUACACUGACGCUUGCCAGAGAGCCAACUUCCAAGUCCUCAACUGGAGAGGACUGGCUGGUUGUCCUGAUCCUCAGUGCCCCAAGAACAGCCACUAUGAGCACUGUGGCAGUGCCUGCCCAGCCACCUGUGAGAACCCAACAGUUCAAUCAAACUGUGAUGGUCCAUGUGUGGAGGGUUGUAUGUGUGAUGAAGGCUUCGUCCGCAGGGGCAACAAAUGUGUUCCUCAGUCCCAGUGUGGAUGCUUCUAUGACAAGACAGGAAGCUACGUGGCACCUGGAGCGGCCUUCUGGACAGAAAACUGCGGGGAGUUGUGUACCUGUGAGUCCAGCGCCAUGCGUUGUGUGAAAUCCGGAUGUCCGGGCGGAAAAGAGUGCAAAGUGGUGAAGGGGAUCAGAGGCUGCUUCCCCACAUCUUACGCCACUUGCACCAUCUCAGGAGACCCCCACUAUAGCACAUUUGACAAGCACACCUACUCCUUCCAAGGCACCUGCACCUACUCUGCUGCCAAGGCCUGCCACAUUGAGGGCACACACCUCCAGCCAUUCUCAGUGGUGGUGGAGAACGAGAAGUGGAAUAAUAAUCCAAAGUUUUCAGUGGCCAAGGCAGUGGCCGUGGAGGUUUACGGACAAACAUUGGUGCUGAGGAAGAACCAACCUGUGGUCAUGGUGGAUGGUGUACUUCUGAAUUUGCCAGUGAAUCUGAAUGAUGGCCAGGUGGAAGUUUAUCAAGAUGGCAGACAUGUCCUUAUCAAAACCGACUUUGGCCUGAAAGUGACAUACGACCUUGUAUACCGCGUCACCAUAACUGUUCCUGCUUCAUAUCAUGGCAAGACCUGUGGUCUGUGCGGCAAUUUCAACGGCAACAAGAAUGAUGAGUACCAACUGCCAGAUGGUAAAGAGUCAAAAAGCAUCAGGGACUUCGGUGCGGCCUGGAAGGAAGCUGUGCAGGGUUUGGUGUGUGACGAUGGCUGCACCGGUGACUUCUGCCCCAAGUGUGCUGAAGAUAAGAAACGCAUCUUUGAGGCCGACUGCAGCAUCAUCAGAAAUCCAAGUGGCCCCUUUGCUGCCUGCCUCAGUGUCAUUGAUCCUGAGUCCUAUUUCAGAGAUUGUGUCUAUGACGUUUGCAUGGGUGAGGGAGACCGCAACAUGCUCUGCCACAGCAUUGCUGCAUAUGUGUCUGACUGCCAGGACUUUGGAGUUGCCAUUAAGGACUGGAGGACCCCAACCUUCUGUCCCUUGUCAUGCCCUGCCAACAGCCACUAUCAAAUCUGUGCCCAGACCUGUGACGCACCCUGUCCUGGCCUCACAAGUAUCGUCAGCUGCCCCGUUUCCUGUGCAGAGGGAUGUGCCUGUGACUCUGAUUCUUACUUCAACGGGACAGGCUGCAUUAAAUGGGAUGAGUGCGGCUGCUACUACGACGGACGAACAUACAAGAUUGGUGAGUCUGUGAUCAACGAGGACUGCAGUGAGCGCUACACCUGUCUGCCCUCUGGCACGGUGAAGCGAGAACAUAUCCACUGCAACAGCGAUGAAAUCUGCAAGGUGAAGCACGGUGUCCGCAAAUGCUACCCCCGUCAGUGCUUGAUUGAAGCCGAUGGAGCCCUUAGCACGUUUGGUGAGAUGGGGGGCACCAUUGAUGUCGUGGGGGCCUUUGAGAUUGUGAAAGUGUGUGAUGGAGCUAUGGUGAAGGAGUGGUUCCGCGUGGUUGUGAAGCUCCAGGAAUGUGGACACUCUGGCCUGAGACGUGUUGAGGCUGUCUAUGCCUUCUUUGACGGUGUGGUCAUUAUUGUUAACGCAAAGCAUGAGACUUGGGUCAAUGGCAAGAGGGUCACCCUACCCAGCCUGCUUAAAAACGAGAUAUCAGUGAAAAUCUCUGAGAAGGAGAUGGUUAUUGAGAAGGUGUCAGCCCUGCGUGUGACCUACAGCGUGACACAGGAGAUCACUGUGACUGUGAGUGACCACUUUGCUGACAAGGUUUGCGGAGCUUGUGGGAAACUCAGCGGAGACGCCAGCAUCACUGUUGACAGCAAAUCCGUCAGGAAGUGGAUGGACACCUGGAGAGCACCUGACUUCCCAAGCUGUGAGUGAUGGAAUGGGACCCAGCCUCACACUGAUCACCAGUACUUACUGAACAUCGUUUAUGUUUUCAUCAUUCAACAAUGACAUGAAUCAGUUGUUUAUUUCUGCUGUAAAUGCCAUUGCAAUAGUUGCUUUCACUUUACAAGCUAUUUCACUGUAAAAUAUGUGCCACUGGCUUUCAUCUCAGCCGCUUAAGUGUAAAAUAUGAUAUAAUAAAAUAUAUCUGCAUGAAGCAUCA